AUGGACUUCAGCUGGAAGGAAGCAAGACAGCUCUUUCCUAAUGAAUUGCACGACUUCGUUGACGAAUGCUACUCACCAGCCCGCCUAGCCAAGAUCACAGAUGCCGAUAUCGAAAAGUUCAUGAAAGGCAAGCCGGAGCGAACAGCGGAUGACGUCCUGAAGAAGCUCCCGAUAUGGCUGCGCGACCUCUACGAUGUGUUCCUACCUAAGCUCGCAGACAAACUUCCCCCGCAGCGCUCAUGGGACCAUAAGAUAGAGCUUCUGACUGGAAAAGAACCUCCGUACCAAAAGACACGCCCAAUGAACCCACAGGAACUCAAAGUCAUACGGAAAUGGCUGGAUGAUAACCUGGCUAAAGGGUUCAUACGGGAGUCCCGAGCCCGCUGUGCAGCACCACUACUCCUGGCCGCGAAGCCAGGAGGUGGUGUCCGGAUCUGCCAGGACUACCGCGGUCUUAACAACAUCACCAUCAAGAAUCGCUACCCACUGCCUUUGAUCCGUGAGACUCUAGAUGCCCUAUGCAACGCCAAGGUCUAUACGAAACUAGACAUUAUCGCCGCAUUUAACAAAAUCCGCAUCGCCGAGGGAGAUAUAUGGAAAACAGCCUUUAUCACACGGUUUGGCUUGUUUGAAACAUUGGUUAUGCCGUUCGGCCUCUGCAACGCCCCAGCAACCUUCCAGAACUACAUCAACCAUACCUUAUUCGACCUUCUCGAUAAGUUCUGCACCGCCUACCUUGACGAUAUCUUGAUAUAUUCAACAGAUAAGAAGCAGCAUAGGGAACACGUCCGCGAGGUAGCCACACGACUUCGCGAUGCAGGCCUCCAGAUUGAUAUCGACAAAUGCGAAUUCGAAACAACCAGGACGAAAUACCUUGGGCUGAUCGUUACGCCUGGAGGCGUCGAGAUGGACCCCGACAAGGUCUCUACAAUCCUCAACUGGGAGCCACCAACAGCACUCCGCGACUUACAAAGAUUCCUCGGCUUUGCAAACUUUUAUCGCCGCUUUAUCCGUGACUUCUCCAAGAUCACCCGGCCGUUAAAUGACCUCCUGAAGAAGAGCACAAUCUGGUCCUGGGAGGUAGAACACCAAACUGCCUUUGACCAACUGAAAGCCGCAUUCUCCGUAGCACCGGUUCUAGCCCUAUAUGACUAUAAUAGGAAAACUGUACUUGAAACAGACGCCUCGGACUGGGCGUCUGGAGGAGUCUUGUCCCAGUAUGAUGACGAAGGCGUACUGCGACCUGUAGCCUACUUCUCGUCAAAACACUCGGCCCAGGAAUGCAACUACGAGAUCUACGACAAGGAACUACUGGCGAUCAUUAAGGCUCUGGAAGAAUGGAGGCCUGAGCUUCAAGGGACCCAAGAACCCUUCGAAGUCAUCACGGACCAUAAGAACCUUGAAUAUUUCACAACAACCAAGGCUUUAAACCAACGACAAGUCCGCUGGUCCGAGUUCCUGUCAGGCUUCAACUUCCGUAUUGUUUAUCGACCAGGCACCAAAGCCGUCCGUCCAGAUGCGCUAAGUCGAAAGCCAGAAGACCAACCCAAGCGCGCAGACACAAACGACGACCGCAUUAAGAACCGCCAACGGACCAUUCUGCCAGAACACAUCUUUGACCCAGAGGCCCUGGCUGAACUGACACGAGAAGUCAAUGGGGAAUUCGACCUCGCUGCCGCCCCGAUAGACGUUAUCAUGCCAGCCAUGGACAAACCCAUCGAUGAACUGGUCGAUAGAGCCUACGAAAAUUCAGAGAUGGCCCAAGACAUGCUGACGGCCCUGAGAGACGCAUCAACCCACCGCCGCUGGCCCAAGAAAUGGCGAAAGGAACUUCGCGUAGCAAUGGCAGACUGCUCUGUCAUUGGGAAUCGCAUAUACUACCGCGAAAAGCUCUUCAUACCACCCAACGAUCAGGAACUAAAAACCCAGGUUAUUUACCCCUCUGUCUUUAUCAGCCGGGUCUAUUGCCUCCAUGGCACACCCGACAAUGUCAUCUCCGACCGCGGUUCCCAAUUCAUCUCCGAGUUCUGGCGCCAACUCUCCGACCGCCUAGGAGUUCGACUCCGCCAUUCUUCCGCCUUCCACCCAGAGACAGACGGACAAACGGAACGGAUCAACGCAGGUAUCGAACAAUAUCUGAGAGCAUUGAUGAACUUCCACCAAGACGACUGGGUCGACUGGCUCCCCCUUGCCGAGUUCGCCGCGAACAACGUUACAUCUGAGACCACGGGAGUAUCACCAUUCUUCGCUAACUAUGGGUUUCACCCCAAACUCGGCACUGAACCAACCAAGCCACUGCCGCCAAACCAGUCCGCAGCCCAACGGCGAGAGUUCCUCAAAGCAAACAACAUCGCCGACCGCUUUGAGCGUAUUAUCACCCAACUGAAAGCCCUUGCAACCCAAGCCGCCAGACGCUACGAGGAGAACGCCAACCUCAAUCGAGAAGAUGCUCCUCAGUACGCCGAAGGUCAAGAAGUCUACUCUACCCUCAAACAAAUGGACGAGUCCUAG
Hirsutella rhossiliensis is the source of this 2511-nucleotide messenger RNA. Its product is annotated as reverse transcriptase (RNA-dependent DNA polymerase) domain-containing protein. The transcript is spliced from 5 exons. The record is from RefSeq and is a predicted model, not a curated record. Gene Ontology annotation, biological process: DNA integration. The coding region runs from base 1 to 2511 and encodes 836 amino acids. NCBI's taxonomy places the organism in Eukaryota, Fungi, Ascomycota, Sordariomycetes, Hypocreales, Ophiocordycipitaceae. Gene Ontology annotation, molecular function: nucleic acid binding.